AAUGCGUUCUUGAACGGCCAUCUGGAGGAAGAAGUCUAUAUGAGCAUGCCUCCCGGGUAUGUUCAAGAGGGAAAAUGUUGUCACCUCAAGAAAGCUUUGUAUGGCUUGAAGCAGUCGCCUAGAGCUUGGUUUGAGAGACUAAGGAUCGUUAUGAAGUCUACUGGGUACAAGCAAGGAAAUGGAGAUCAUACCCUAUUCAUAAAGCAGAGAGGUGGUCUGGUGAGUCUUCUCCUUGUCUACGUUGAUGAUAUGAUUGUCACUGGCAGUGACGAAGAAGAAAACAGAAAGAUGAAGGAGAGAUUAUCUAAGGAAUUCGACCUCAAGGAUCUGGGUAAGCUGAGAUACUUUCUGGGGAUAGAGAUUGCUCGAUCAGAGACAGGGCUGGUUAUGAAUCAAAGGAAGUACACUCUUGACUUACUAAAGGAGACAGGCAAACUUGGUUGUAGGCCCUAUCUUACUCCUAUAGAGUCGGGAACUAAGAUAAGUAUCAAGACGGGCACUAUUCUGGAUGAGGAAGGAAAAGGGCGAUAUCAGAGGCUAGUAGGUAAGCUUAUCUAUCUUACUCUAACUCGCCCUGAUAUCACGUAUGCGGUAAAUGUGCUAAGUCAAUUUAUGCAUGCUCCCACGGAUUGUCACUGGAAGAGUGCAGAAAGAGUGUUGGGAUAUCUAAAGAAUGACCCAGGAAAAGGACUGUUGUAUACUCGACAGGACAAACUUACCAUUGAGGGCUACUCAGAUGCAGAUUGGGCAGGUUGCACUGACACAAGGAGGUCUACUACAGGGUAUUGUAUCUUUCUUGGAGGUAACCUAGUUGUUUGGAGAAGUAAGAGGCAAGAAGUAUGUUCGAGGUCUAGUGCGGAGGCUGAGUACAGGGCUGUUGCAAUGGGGGUUACAGAGAUGCUGUGGCUGAAGAUUCUUUUGACUGAUAUUGGUGUGGAAUUGGGAGAUAAAAUGAAGAUGUACUGUGACAACAAGUCUGCGAUUAAUCUUGCCAAUAAUCCAGUUCUACAUGACAGGACCAAACAUGUGGAGAUUGAUCGUCAUUUUAUCCGGGAACGCAUUGACUCAAAGGAGCUGAUUCUGCCAUAUAUGAAGUCUGAAGAUCAAGUUGCAGACGUCCUAACUAAAGGGCUUUGUACUUCUUCAUUCGAAAAGAAUGUUAGCAAGCUUGGCAUGUUUGACAUGUAUGCCAAGCUUGAGGGGGAGUGUUAGAAUAUGUUGCU
Molecule: messenger RNA, 1223 nt
Organism: Nymphaea colorata (pocket water lily)
Lineage: Eukaryota; Viridiplantae; Streptophyta; Magnoliopsida; Nymphaeales; Nymphaeaceae
Exons: 1
Coding region: 40-1212 (390 amino acids)
Source: RefSeq, a predicted model, not a curated record